This is a messenger RNA of Strongyloides ratti, 687 nucleotides long. RefSeq names its product 7TM GPCR, serpentine receptor class g (Srg) family and GPCR, rhodopsin-like, 7TM domain-containing protein. NCBI's taxonomy places the organism in Eukaryota, Metazoa, Nematoda, Chromadorea, Rhabditida, Strongyloididae. The record is from RefSeq and is a predicted model, not a curated record. The transcript has a single exon. Bases 1 to 687 code for a protein of 228 amino acids. Gene Ontology annotation, molecular function: transmembrane signaling receptor activity. Gene Ontology annotation, cellular component: membrane. Gene Ontology annotation, biological process: sensory perception of chemical stimulus.
AUGUCUAUUCUUGGAUCUGUUCUUGGAUGUUUAAUUACUGUAAUUAAUAGAUAUUGUGCUUUAUGCCAUAUAGUAUUUUUUAAACAAAUGUGGACAAAAAGUUUAUGUUUUAAACUUAUAUUUUUACAAAUAUUAUUACCAAUAUUAUUAUUUUCAUUUAAUCUUUUUUAUGAUGUCAAUGUUAUAUAUGUUUCAUAUUUUAACUUUUAUACAUUUACUAUUAUGAAUAAUAUAGCAAGUGUAAUGAAUAAUGUUAUUUUAUCAACAAUUACUUUUAUUGCUACUGUUAUAACAAUUGUACUUAAUAUUAUUAUUCUUAGAAAAUAUUCAGAAAUAAUGAUCAAUACAAACGCAAAAGAACGUUCUAAAAGAUUUUUAAUGUUAAUAUAUAUGGGUGUAACAACAUUAUGUUUAUUAGCAUUGUCAAUUGAACAAUUUGUUAGAUUAUAUUUUGGUAUUGUAGAUGAUAAGAUUGGUAUAUAUUAUCUAACAUUUGUUCUUUAUUGGAUAAUACCAAUAUUUACCAUUGUUCAACCGGUUAUAACAUUAAUAAUGUCAAAACAACUAAGGAAAUAUUUUUUAUGUUUUUAUUUUAAUCCAUUUUUACCACAAAAAUAUAAGCUAAAAAAAAGUUUUACCACAAAGACAACUGUAUCGGCAAUUAAGAAAACAACAAUUCAUAUUUAA